AUGAGCUCCGACACUGUUGGCGCUGAGUUGCGCCAAACUGGCCGAGAACUCACUCCCAUCACGGACCCCGUAGCCAUCGACGCCGAAUCGCGCCAUACCAGCCGCGAGCCUACUCCCACGACCCGCCCCGCAACCAUCGACGCCGAACCGCGCGUCGACCAACUCGUCACCCACGAAGGCGCGCAUUUUACCACCAUUAAGGAGGGGCUGGCAUAUAUCCUCGUACCCCAGGGUACUCCGACCUCGACCGAUCCCAAAGCCUUGAAGGAAGACGCCGACAAGCAGUCCGUCUUUUACAAUCCCAUUCAACAAUUCAAUCGUGAUCUGAGCGUACUGGCAAUAAGGGCGUUUGGGGAAGAUUUCGUGGUAGCUCAGAAGCUGAAGAAGGAGGCGGAGAAAAAUAAGCCGGCGAACAAGAGGAAGUGGGAUAAGAAAAGGCAGAAGAAGAAGGAGUUGAAGAAAGUGGGCAAGAAUAUCGAAAAUGAGGAGAUUGGCCCACAAAGUCCGGCUAAGAAGAGGAAGAUUGAGGGAAACGGAGAACAGGCGGAGGUCAUGGAUGACACGGUCGAAGAGCGUUCGGAAGGCGAUAUCACUGCAGAAAAUACGAACGUGACAUACCCGCAAACUCAGCCGAACGACGCAGUGCCUGGACUGAAUGGCAAGACACCACCCUUCAAACCUGACCUCCGAAUUCUCGACGCCCUUUCAGCCACAGGUCUGCGAGCGCUCCGCUAUGCGCAGGAACUCCCCUUCGCAGCCGCAGUCACCGCCAAUGACAUGUCCCAAAAAGCUACGGCAUCCAUUGCUCUCAACGUGCAGCAUAAUAAGCUCGAGGACAGGAUUACCCCGAAUGCAGGCAAUGCUAUAUCACAUAUGUACAGCUUCGUUGGGACGAAAGGCUACGAUGUCAUUGACCUAGAUCCAUACGGUACCGCAGCACCAUUCCUGGACUCAGCGCUGCAAGCUCUAACCAACGGCGGGCUUCUCUGCGUAACCUGCACUGACUCUGGCGUCUUUGCAUCUACGGGGUACCUUGAGAAGACCUACUCCCAAUACGGCGGUCUCCCGAUCAAAGGCUUCCACUCCCACGAAGGGGGUCUACGUUUGAUCAUCCACGCCAUCGCUACAUCGGCCGCAAGAUACGGCAUGGCAAUCGAGCCUCUACUCUCCCUCUCAAUUGACUACUACGCGCGCGUCUUUGUGCGAGUCCGUCGCUCCCCCGCAGAAGUCAAGUUCCUAGCUGGCAAACAAAUGCUCGUCUAUAAUUGUGAUGCAGGAUGUGGCGCAUGGCAAACCCAAUUCCUCGCCCGUAAUAUACCACGCGAGAACAAAGACGGCAGCUUAUACUACAAGCACUCCUUUGCGCAAGCCCCAUCGGCCUCGCCUUUCUGUGAACACUGUGGAACGAAAACUCACCUCUCCGGCCCUAUGUAUGGCGGCCCACUUCACAAUCCCGCCUUCAUCGAACGGAUCCUCAGUUACCUCACCACCAUCGACAAGGAAAUCUACGCCACUUCCGCGCGUAUAGAAGGGAUGCUCCAGACCGCAUACGAAGAGACCCUGGUCGAAGCACCGGUAAUCUCGAAACGAAAGAAGAAACCUGCCGAGGACGCCGAAACUACCGAAAAUGGGACCACGAACACAGACGCACCUUCCCCGUCCAUCCCCCAAACUGACCCCGCGCAGAUUGACCACCACCCCUUCUACUUCACCCCUUCCAACCUUUCCAAAGUUAUCCACUGCCAAGCGCCCCCGGAUGCCGCUAUUCGCGGUGCGCUGCGGAAAGCCGGUUUCAGAGCUACACGUUCGCAUUGCAAACCGGGGACUAUUCGCACAGAUGCGAGUUGGAAGGAUCUGUGGCAUAUCAUGCGGGAGUGGGUGAGGCGGCGAGCGCCGGUGAGGGAGGGGGCGUUGAGUGAGGGGAGUGCAGGGUGGAAGAUCUUGAGGUUGGGGGAGAAUGAGGCUGAGGAAGAAGGAGAUGGAGAGGGGGAGGGAGAGCAGGAGGAUGUUGGCAAGGGCAAAGGGGGGCAGAACUAUAAGGUCGUUUUCGAUGAGCAGCUAGGGAGGGAUGAAGGGCCAAAGUUGAUGCGGUAUCAAAUCAAUCCGAGGGCGAACUGGGGGCCUAUGAAUCGGGCGAAGUAG
Molecule: messenger RNA, 2142 nt
Organism: Mytilinidion resinicola
Lineage: Eukaryota; Fungi; Ascomycota; Dothideomycetes; Mytilinidiales; Mytilinidiaceae
Product: TRM-domain-containing protein
Exons: 2
Coding region: 1-2142 (713 amino acids)
Biological process (GO): tRNA N2-guanine methylation
Cellular component (GO): nucleus
Molecular function (GO): RNA binding
Source: RefSeq, a predicted model, not a curated record